This is a messenger RNA of Thermothielavioides terrestris NRRL 8126, 1899 nucleotides long. RefSeq lists its product as uncharacterized. Bases 1 to 1899 code for a protein of 632 amino acids. Lineage: Eukaryota; Fungi; Ascomycota; Sordariomycetes; Sordariales; Chaetomiaceae. The transcript has a single exon. The record is from RefSeq and is a predicted model, not a curated record.
AUGGCUCGCAGCCCCGACACAGCCUCGGCCCGCAAGGUCCGCCGCCGCCCUUCCUUCUUCCGCUUCCUCAGAUCUCGCAGGGGCCGCGGGCGAAGCCAGCAGGAGGAAGGGGAACAGCAGCAAUUCCCGCGAACACCACCACCAUCACCACCACCAAAGCCUGCCGCCGCCUUCCACCCCCAUCCGUCCUCCCACCCUUCCUCCCUGCCUCAUUCCCACUCCCAUCCCCGCCCGGCCUUCAACCCCUUCGCUCCCGCCACCACCCCGCGCCCGCCAACCUCCUUCUCCUUCUCUCAACCCGUCAACCACGAUGCCGCCACCACCACCGCCACCGCCAACCACGGCGCGCACGCGCCGGUCAAGCCGGAAGCACCAAGCAGACACCUCCACCAGCACCAGCACCACCCCCAUACCACUUACAAGCUAUUCCCACCGCUCCCGCCACCGCCCACCAACCUCGCUUCUGCCCCGCGCCACCGCCCCGACCACCACCGCGGCGGCGACGACGCCGGCACCAACGCCGACGCUGACGACUUCAACAACAGACCCGACAAGCAGGCGGUGGACAACGCAGCAGCCGCGCGCGAGGCGGCAUACAUCAUCCUCGCGUCGUGCGAGGCAGGCGCGCUGCAGCGGGAGAAGGCGAAAAAAGAAGGGAAGCGCCGCGAGGAGGGGCACAACGAGGGGGGGGAAGCUGCGGAGCAGCGGGAGCGGGGAAGGGGGACUGGGACAGGGACGCGGGAGGUGGAGCGGAUUGAGCAGGCCAUCACGGGGCUCGGGGCGAUGAUGGCGGCCGGACAACGGGCGGCACGUGCGCCGCCGCCGCCGCCGACGCUUCGCGCGCCGGGCGGCGGGGAGGUGGGGGGGGACGGCGCCGGGGAUGGGGCGGGGGGGACGACGGACUUGGAUGACCGCCUGCGCCGCCUCCGCGGCCGCGGCCGCCACCGGCCCCGGUACCAGAUCGGCCUUGCCGCGGCGCAGCGGCGGCUGGAGCUGGAGAGGCAUUACCUGGAGAGCGGGGAUGCGUUUCCGAUGGCGUAUUUUGAUCUGUGGGAGGGGCGCGUGCCGGAUUGGCUGGAGGUGGAUCCGAUGGGGGAGUUCUGGGAGGGUGAAGGCGAGGAUGGGCUUCGGGGCGAUGGUCAGGAGAAUGGGAAAGGGGAAGAGAUAUCGAGAGGGGACGGGGAAGUGGAGCAUGGUGUGGGAGCGGGUGAGCCGGGAAAGCGUGUUACCGCUAGUGAUGGUGACGGUGCUGGCGCUGGGAGGGAAGAGCGGCUGUUAAGUCUGAGACGGAGAGCGAUGAGGAGUCUGCGAUCGCUGUCUUCCUUUUGGAAGAGCAAGAGGAGCGAAGAUGAGGACGGCGGGGGGCUUGGGCUGGGAUCGCUGAGGGGCAGUGGAGUAGAGUCGGAGGGGAUACUUGGAACCUUGAGGCGGACGUUGACGCGUGAGAGUCUGGCGGGCCUGUUUGGGCAGAGAGAGAAGACGACCGAGCUCGGCAGCGGCGCCACUGUCUCCCCGGUAUCGACCUUUUCGCUGCCGUCACCGGUCGUCCAUCCAGCCGUGUCCGAUGUGCCGGGAAGCGUUUCCGCCGCCAUUCGGGUCGCGACCAAUGUGCCCUCAGAGGAAGAGACUACACCCGACGGGCCCUACAGCAACAUGGUCGCCGACGGCGAGUCCUGGUUUGACGACAUGGGCGGCACCGCCACCAGGGACAAAGGCAAAGGCGUGGACGUGCCAGUCAACCUGGGUGCUCUAGCCGCGAAGCACGACCGGCUGCGCGGGCGAUUUGGCGAACUAAACGCACCUCUACUCGGCGCGGCCUCCGAAGGCUCGGACAAGUCGCUCGUUAUAGUUCCCAGCAACAGCAUGGACUCGGACAGGCCGGCGUCCUGCGAACUGUGA